Molecule: messenger RNA, 790 nt
Organism: Acaromyces ingoldii
Lineage: Eukaryota; Fungi; Basidiomycota; Exobasidiomycetes; Exobasidiales; Cryptobasidiaceae
Exons: 1
Coding region: 128-712 (194 amino acids)
Source: RefSeq, a predicted model, not a curated record
CUCGGCGCGCCGAGUGGCCACGCAUCGCCGCGUCGAGACCGAAACCCAGGCUCGGGCGCGGGGUCAGGCCCAGUCUCAGGCUCAGGCUCAGGCUCAGCCUGCAGGAACCGAGAGGCGGCGGCGAUCGAUGGCGAGGCCGCUCAGCGUGCAGUCUUCUGUCAACGGCAGCCGGCCUCGGCGCGCACUCUCGAUGUACGACGAAGACCAGGAGCCCAGCCAGCCGCCGUCGGGCAUCGACGACGUCCUGGCUCAGAUGCAAUUUGACGAAGGCAGCCAGCCUCCGUCUCAGAUCCAGUCGCAGCCACGCCACUCUCCUUCUCAAUCUUAUUCUCAGUCUCAUUCCCAGAUUCAUUCCCGGUCUGAUUCCCAGGAGCAGGAGCAAAGGCAGGACCAGCACCAGGAGCAGAGGCAGGAGCAGGACCUCAAUGGCAAUGGCAAAGAAAUGGGCGACGACAGCGACAGCGACUCGUCGACGGCGACUGUAUCCUCACCCGAGCCACCGCGGCAGGCGCACGCGCCCUCGACAGACGAGAUCGUCGCCACGCUCGAGGCACUCCUCCGCCACUCGCUCGCUGGCGCGCCCCUGGGCCAGGGCAUGCUCCUCAGCCUCCAGGUCGUCGCCGCCUUUUCGCCCACCGACGUGCUCGACCGCCGCGACGAGGGAAAGGCCUUCUGGGACCUCGCCCUCGCCGCGCUCGCUGCAUCGCGCUGAGCCGCAGGCAUGUGUAGUAUCAUCGAAUCGCCGUUCUGUAUUUCCAAUUUUGUAUUUCUUGUCCGCAAUGGCAUACAU